AUGCUGACACCGAGCUCCUUGCAGAGCUGGGACCCGGAGCUGGCGGCCUUUGCUCAAGCUUAUGCAGAGAAGUGUAUCUGGGACCACAACAAGGAGAGGGGACGGCGAGGGGAGAACCUCUUCGCUAUGGCCCCAAUCCUGGACCUGGAGUUCGCAGUGGAAGACUGGAACGGGGAGGAGAAAUACUACAACCUGACGACAUCCACAUGUGUCCCUGGGCAGAUGUGUGGCCACUACACCCAGGUGGUCUGGGCAAGCACACAUAAGAUCGGCUGCGGGUCAAAGUUUUGUGAGAAGAUCGACGGGAUUGAAACAGAGGACAUGUACCUGCUUGUUUGCAACUAUUAUCCCCCGGGUAAUAUGAAAGGCCGAAAGCCGUACAAAGAAGGACCCUCGUGUUCACAGUGUCCUGAAGGCAGCGUCUGCGUCGACUCCUUGUGCG
Molecule: messenger RNA, 442 nt
Organism: Pterocles gutturalis (yellow-throated sandgrouse)
Lineage: Eukaryota; Metazoa; Chordata; Aves; Pterocliformes; Pteroclidae
Gene: PI16
Product: peptidase inhibitor 16
Exons: 3
Cellular component (GO): extracellular region
Source: RefSeq, a predicted model, not a curated record